AAAAAGGGGGCGUCAGUAACAUGACAGCCUGAGAAUAAUAUUGUCGCAGUAUUAUAUGCACCAUUUCACUGCUUCGCGAAAGAUUGGUCUUCCUUUUCUAACAUAAUGACAUACUUUGAAUAAGACAACCUUUGCAAUGGCGUGCCCUUUUCACCAGUCAGCUGAGCUGAACCCUGCGCUGCUGGCAUUGGACUGGCUUCUCGGGGUCUGGGAGUCCGAUGAGCCAGGAGAGGGCUCAUUCUCCUCCAUACCACCUUUCCGCUACAACGAGAGACUGCACUUCUCCCAUGUGGGCCAACCAGUCAUCAACUUCAUGUUUAAUGCGUUCCAUGCUGAGAAUAAGAAACCUAUGCACAGGGAGUGUGGCUUCAUCAGAAUACAACCAGGCGGCAACAGAGUAGCCUUCAUUAUAGCACAGAACUCAGGCCUGGUGGAGAUUGAGGAAGGAGACCUGACUGGACAGCAGUUAACUCUACACACCCAUGCCCUGGCCAGAACCUCCUUCGCUAAAGAACCCCAUGUACAGCAGAUUUCCAGAGUGUUCCAGCUGAGACCGGAUGGGAAGCUUGAGCAGACUGUCUCCAUGGCGAUGGAGGGUGGGCCACUUAUGCAGCAUUUGCACAUCACCUACCGCCACUCCUCUUGACCACCAGGAGGUGACGGGGAGUAAUAACAAGCACUAGACUUUGUUCAUUUGAUUUUCCUGCCCCUUAAUUAAUGCUGAUCUAGGUUAGUGUUUUCUCCCAUUGGGGUUUGGGGAGGAUAAACCAAUUCUAGAUGUGGUCAUUGUGCCAAAAGACAACUGCAACAAGUGAUGUUUAAGUGUGUUCAACCCUUAAUUUAAUGCUACCAUAAUCAAGUUGUCCUUCUCAGAGGCUGUAUUGAACCCAAUGGAUAAGUUGAAUAAAAACAAAUGUAACAAUCUAA
Salvelinus namaycush (lake trout) is the source of this 927-nucleotide messenger RNA. RefSeq names its product THAP domain containing 4 (gene thap4). The coding region runs from base 137 to 646 and encodes 169 amino acids. NCBI's taxonomy places the organism in Eukaryota, Metazoa, Chordata, Actinopteri, Salmoniformes, Salmonidae. The record is from RefSeq and is a predicted model, not a curated record. The transcript has 5 exons.